Molecule: messenger RNA, 2249 nt
Organism: Lates calcarifer (barramundi perch)
Lineage: Eukaryota; Metazoa; Chordata; Actinopteri; Centropomidae
Product: acidic amino acid decarboxylase GADL1
Exons: 15
Coding region: 149-1705 (518 amino acids)
Biological process (GO): carboxylic acid metabolic process
Cellular component (GO): cytoplasm
Molecular function (GO): carboxy-lyase activity; pyridoxal phosphate binding
Source: RefSeq, a predicted model, not a curated record
ACAGUUUUGGGCGGGAAAUUACACAAUGUAGAUUACAGAUUUGGGCAAAGAGCAACUUUUUUGCAGUAUGGCAACUUUAUCAGGGGAGAAGAAAAUGGCUGCAAAUCAAAUACAGAGUGAGGAAUAUGUUGUUAUUUAAUGCAAAGUCAUGGAUGAACUGGACGGUAAUCCCAGUGAAAGCCAGAGCCCUGCUGCAGAUCCAGAGGAUCCACAGAAAUGUCCUCCAGUUGUCACAGACAUUGGUGCCUUGAAUUGCUCCUCUCUGAAUGUUGAGAGCUUUAUUGAGCAAUCUAUUGCUAUCAUUAUGGAAGACGUGGUGAAAAAGGCCACUGAUGUCACAGAAAAGGUUUGUGAGUGGCGAUCCCCCGAGCAGCUGAAGGAGCUGUUGGACCUUGAGUUGACAGAUGGAGGAGAGUCAGAGUCCAAGAUCCUGCAGCACUGCAGAGAUGCCAUCAGAUACAGCAUCAAGACCACCCAUCCUCGUUUCUUCAACCAGCUGUAUGCUGGGAUGGAGCCCUAUUCCAUGGUGGCAAGCUUCAUCACAGAGGCCCUCAAACCCAGUCUGUACACAUAUGAGGUGGCUCCAGUCUUUACCCUGAUAGAGGACGCUGUGCUGAGAAAGAUGAUGGAGAUGAUCGGCUGGGAGGAAGGAGGAGAUGGAAUCUUCAAUGCAGGUGGCUCAAUGUCCAACAUGUAUGCUGUGAACUUAGCCAGGUACCAUCACUAUCCACACAUUAAAGAGCUUGGCCUCUCUGCUGCUCCACGACUGGUCAUCUUCACUUCACGUGAGUGUCAUUACUCGAUUUCCAAAGCAGCAGCUUUACUGGGUGUUGGCACCAAGAAUGUUUAUGUAGUGCCAUCUGACAACAGAGGGAAGAUGAUUUCCUCAGCUCUGGAGGAGCAAAUAAAGACCGCUAAAAGUGAGGGUGCAGUUCCCUUCAUGGUAAAUGCCACAGCAGGGACCACAGUGCUCGGAGCUUUUGAUCCCAUCGAGGAGAUCGCAGACAUCUGUGAGAAGUACAACCUGUGGCUACAUGUGGAUGCAUGCUGGGGAGGAGCAGCUCUGAUGUCUCAGAAACAUAAACACUUGUUAAAAGGCAUCCACAGAGCCAACUCUGUGGCCUGGAACCCUCACAAGAUGUUGAUGGCAUGCCUGCAGUGCUCUGCUUUCCUGGUCAGAGACAAAACACAUCUCCUCCAGCGCUGCCACUCUGCCCAGGCCUCCUACCUCUUCCAGCAGGAUAAGUUCUAUGAUGUCAGCUACGACACGGGAGACAAGUCUGUCCAGUGCAGCAGGAAGCCCGAUGCAUUCAAGUUCUGGCUCAUGUGGAAGGCUUUGGGAACCAGAGAGCUGGAACAGAGGGUGGACAGAGCCCUUGCCAUGGCCAGAUAUCUGGCACAAGAGGUCGAGAAAAGAGAGGGUUUCCGUCUGUUGAUGGAUCCUGAAUAUGCAAAUGUUUGCUUCUGGUACAUUCCACCAAGUCUGAGGAACCUUUCAGAUGGGCCUGAGUUCUGGAAAAAGCUUCACACUGUGGCCCCCGUUAUAAAGGAGCGCAUGAUGAAGAAGGGCAGUAUGAUGGUGGGCUACCAGCCGCAUGGAGACAAGGCCAACUUUUUCAGGAUGAUUAUCAUCAGUCCUCAGGUCAGCAAACAAGACAUGGACUUUGUUCUGGAUGAGAUACACAACCUGGGAAAGGAUUUGUGAUGAACUGUCAGUGUCAGUGAAGAUCCUCUGUCCCCCACUUCAUUCGUCUGUCAUGGAAUGGACUUGUGGAUAAGCAGGAUAUUCUCUCCACGUUCAGGAAAAAUUCAUGUAUUUUACUUUUCACGACGUUGGAGCUCUGCUCGAUGUCAAAGCACAAAAGUGGCGUUACAGCAUGUUCUCUCUUCUCCUCUCACUUUUCUCAAAUUAAAAGUAAAAAUCACCAAUCAAUUGAAAUAUCCAAAUCUAAUUUAUGAUUUCAUGAAGCUUGCUCUUCCACAUGUAUUUGUUGAAUAGGAGAUGUUACAAUAAUAAUACAUCUUUUUUAUUAUGGAUAAUAACUGGGGAAUAUUUUUUAAGUGGUCACAGUACUGUUUAUAACUGCUGAAAUAAGAGUCAUUUGUGUUUUGCAUAUUUCAAAUAUAGUUAUUUCCACAUUAUACUCACCAAGCAUGAAUAAAGUACAGUUGUUAAAAAAAAUACAAACUUGGACUGUGGAACUGUAAAUAACUUUAUAAUCUCAAAUAAAGAAAAAAGAUCUACUGAC